This is a messenger RNA of Adineta ricciae, 858 nucleotides long. The record is from the annotation of a GenBank genome assembly. Lineage: Eukaryota; Metazoa; Rotifera; Eurotatoria; Adinetida; Adinetidae.
AUGGCAACACUUCCACCGGAACUUUGGCAACAAAUCUUCUUAUUCCUUCCUUCGUUAGAAGACCUUGCUCAAACAUCGGCUGUUUGCAGUCUAUUUCGUAAUUUAAUUCUGAAGAAAUGGUUUUUAAAAGAAUAUUCAACAAGGCAACGCUUUCGUUUUAUGGACAAUUUACAAAUUUGGUUUAAAUUCACUGAACGAAACAAUCUUUAUAAAAAUUUUGUAUCUGCUGACCAAACGAUCCGAAGCAGAUCAGCUGAAACUUGUCCUGAAGUUCAAAAUGUAUUUUAUACCGACAAGGAUUUCUUCUAUCAUUUACCUUGUUUGAGGCAUAGCAACUCGAGGAUAUCGGUGCAUUAUGAAUUAGCAGCAAAUGAUUUUACUCAAUGGACUUUCUCAUUCUGGAUAAUUAUGUGCAGUUCUGAUCACUUGAAAAAGCUGGCUAUGGAGUUUUCUUUUGAAAAUGACACAACGUUACAACUCGAACUCGAUUUUCACACUGGCAGUGUAGUGAUUACGAAUACCAUCGAGAAAUUUAUCGAACAAGACUGUACUCAACUUGAAUUAGACAAAUGGAUUCAUUUUACGCUUGUCCUUGAAUGUAAAGUUAAUGAAAAUAUUCAAGUUUUUCUCAAUGGAAAUAGAGUUAUUGAUUAUCCAUGUAGAGAUUCUCCUUUGCUGCGCCACUCACUAAGAAGAUGGAAUUUGCGUAGUUGGUAUUAUUUUGGUUGUCUCGCUGAUUUCUGUCUAUGGACAAAAAAGUUAGCUAAUUAUGAGAUUCGUGCUAUCGCUGAACAGAAAACCAGUAUUGAUCUAGUUGACACAACAAAAAGUGUGUUUGGUCAUACAAUACAGUACUAG